This is a messenger RNA of Taeniopygia guttata (zebra finch), 710 nucleotides long. RefSeq names its product ciliary microtubule inner protein 1 (gene CIMIP1). The record is from RefSeq and is a predicted model, not a curated record. Lineage: Eukaryota; Metazoa; Chordata; Aves; Passeriformes; Estrildidae.
CCUUCUGGGCGCUGUGUGCCCGCCUGAGGGGCCUCGAGAAAGCAGCGAGAAGGAUUUGUUUUGCUUUUUCCCCCUGAGAUAUGGCUGUGGUGCCACCGGAGAGCUCCCAAAGGAGGAGAGGAGGGGAUCCUUCCUCGGAGAACGGGAAGAAGCAUGUUGAAAGGGAAGGAGAUGCUGCAAAGAGAUGGGCUGAUAAAUGGGGAUUUUUGAAAACACCUCUUGAAGAGUUGCUUGGAGUUGAAAAGAAAGAAGCUGCAAAGCCCAAGCUACAGCUUCCAGAUCACCUGCAAGUUCGACCUGUGACACCUGUGGAAAAAUACAUUAAGGUGCUUCCAUCUCCUCCAGUACCUAAAACUACCCAGGGGUUUAUUGGCUGGAGGUCAGGUGUUCCAGCACUGGCACUUGAACACGAUUAUCAAAUCCAAAGCUGCAAAGGAGCUGUCUGUAGUAUGAAGUGACCAUGUGAGCCCUCUGAGUGACAUUAUGAAAUAAAGAGGCACAAAGAUCCAUCUGCAUUCCUAAGGAAAUAUAGUGGACUGUUGGACUGUUGAGCAUUUCUGCUAUUUAUGUAAAAAUCCACAAUCAUUUUGGGAAAGUGUGAACAUUUUCCUUUUACUUCAUUGAAUCUAUGGUAUCCAAGCUGCUAACUCUGCUUCAGAGCUCCUGCUUGUAACUUAGAAAUAACAAUGAAUAAACUCAGAUAAAGAUCA